UGAGCGGGUCCGGGGGCGGGAGGCCAGAGCAGCUGUCAGGCCGAAGUCCGGCUAGCUACGCGCGGCGGGGUGGCUGGAAGAAGCGCGGCGCCCGGCCGGGCCCUGGAGAUGGUCCCCGGCGCCGCGGGCUGGUGGUGUCUCGUGCUCUGGCUCCCCGCGUGCGUCGCGGCCCACGGCUUACGCAUCCAUGAUUAUUUGUACUUUCAAGUGCUGAGUCCUGGGGACAUUCGCUACAUCUUCACAGCCACACCUGCCAAGGACUUUGGUGGUAUCUUUCACACAAGGUAUGAGCAGAUUCACCUUGUCCCUGCAGAACCUUCAGAGGCCUGCGGGGAACUCAGCAACGGUUUCUUCAUCCAGGACCAGAUCGCGCUGGUGGAGAGGGGGGGCUGCUCCUUCCUCUCCAAGACCCGGGUGGUGCAGGAGCACGGCGGGCGGGCAGUGAUCAUCUCUGACAACGCGGUUGACAAUGACAGCUUCUACGUGGAGAUGAUUCAGGACAGUACCCAGCGCACAGCUGACAUCCCCGCCCUCUUCCUGCUUGGCCGAGAUGGCUACAUGAUCCGCCGCUCCCUGGAACAGCAUGGGCUGCCUUGGGCCAUCAUUUCCAUCCCAGUCAAUGUCACCAGCAUCCCCACCUUUGAGCUGCUGCAACCGCCCUGGACCUUCUGGUAGAAGAGUUGGUCCCACAUUCCAGCCAUAAGCAACUCUGGGCUGAGAAGGGAAAAUCCAGGAAUUCUGCUGUUCAGGAUUUGGGGAUAGCAUUUGGGAACUGGUGGAGCCAGGUAGAGGAAAAGGGCUUGGGCUUUGGCUCAGCUAAAGGAAGCCACACCACUGGCCUUUCCUCCCCUGGGCCCCUAAGGUGUCUCAUGCUAUGGGAAGAGCCAAGAGCCAGGCGCUGGGGCUGGUGGGCUUGGGUCUGAAACCAAAGGGGCCAACAGCAGGUGGUUUGAGAGCCAUCUGAGACCUGUCACAUCCCACCUGGCUCCAGCCUCCCCACCCAGAGUCUUUCACAGCAAUUGCUGGAAUGGUGUAAGGAGCUGGUGUUUGAGGACUUAAUAAACCCUCAGUGACUUUUUAGCAAUAAAGCCUCUCAUCAGGGUUGCAA
This is a messenger RNA of Capra hircus (goat), 1108 nucleotides long. It is a transcript of the gene PRADC1, whose product is annotated as protease associated domain containing 1. Lineage: Eukaryota; Metazoa; Chordata; Mammalia; Artiodactyla; Bovidae. The record is from RefSeq and is a predicted model, not a curated record. The coding region runs from base 109 to 675 and encodes 188 amino acids. The transcript has 5 exons.